GAUAGUGGCUGCCUGGAGGAGGCUGUGGACUGAAAAAAGGAGACAUGCAGGAGGAGGGUGAUACUAACAGUGACAGUGAUGAGACAGUAGUGGAGGGCUCAGUAACUGAGAGUGAUCUAGAUGAAGAGGAGCUGCACGCGAGGAGGUUAUCUUUUGCUAAUAAGGACUUAUCUCUAAAAACUGAAACCAUCUUUGCUGCCAAAAUAAGAAGAGUAAAUGGAGUUUUAGAAAACCUCUCCCCAGAGAUUCAGCUUGUCUGUAAAUUCAGCAAUGAUCUAAAAAAUGUGACGCAAAAGAACCAUAUAAAUCCGAUCGCUCAUGAGACGGGUGAAAUUGAGCAAUCUCAAUCUCUGCUACAGGGUACAGUAUUUAUUACAAAGAUUCCUCACCUUGAUGUUCCUCAAAAUGCUGCAGUAGGUAUAGAUACUGACAUGUUGGGAUUUCAGAAAACAGAGAGUAAGAUUUCACAGCAAUUAAACGAUGAAGAUGACUCUCCAGAAAGAAGCCUACUGUCAAAUGCAAUUGUACAAGAGGCAUUCAUAGCUCCAAAGGAAUAUAUACCACCAAAUGUAUUUCCAGAGAAAAUAUAUUUAAAAGAUUGUCAGAGUGUGGCUAUGACCACUACAGAGAUAAAUACCGGGGUAAAAAAUAAUUCUCUUGAGAAGUCUGCAGCUGACUUUAUUUUGUCAACAUCAGAGAAGAUUUCCAGGGAAACAUUAACUUUACAAAAUAUAAUGACAGAUGAAUUUGAAGUUAGAGAUUUGCUGAAGCCACUUAGUGAUUCAGAGAGUCCAGACUUGACAAACCCCUUGCACAACACAUUAAAGUGUCAAUGUGAUGCUCUAUCUGUAGAUAUAUCAGUAAGUGAGAACAGCAGGGACCUGCCACUAGAGCUUCUGACAGCGCUGAACUCCUUUUCAGAAUCUGUAGUGGGGGAGGAAGGAGAGGUCAAUAAACAAGAACAUUUGAGAUCAGAACUCAAUAUUUUCCAGACAGAUAAUUGCAGUCAAAUAACUGAUAAUAAUUUUGAAUCUCAAUUUCCUAUGAUGCAACUGGAAGACAUAAAGUCAUUAACAGAGUCUGCAUUUCAGGAUACUUUAUAUGAACAACUUGUAGAUGACCAGAAAAACCAGGACUUGCUAAUUUCAGAUUGCAGGAAUGUUGCCGCUAAUGACGAACAAGCUAGUGAAGGAAAUUCAUGUUCAGUAGAGAAUACCUCAGGUGUAGAAACUACCAAAACAACUUCAUGUACAUUAAAAAAGUCAACUCGAUUAAGAGAAAACUGUACUAAAAAGCACAUUGAAGAAGCUUCUAAUUGUCAAAAAACACCAGAAGAAACACAUCAGAGAAUAUGUAGCAAAGAUGAAGAAAGAGGAAAUAAAACUUCAUCUAAAGACUUUGGAACACAAGAUUUUGCUUGUAAGGACAGCAAAGAACUGCAUUCGGAGCUGGAAACCAGUACAUACCCAGGAUCAACUAUAGAUGGAAACGCCAAGGAUGAGCAAACAAGGAAAAGCCAAAGGCUUGCAAAGAAAAUUACAACACAAACCUCUGUUAAAAAAAAUUCAAAUACUGCACCUGUUGUCUCCAUUACUCUUUCAAAAAUCAAUAGGAGAAAUCUCUUUGGGGAGACAUUACUGCAUAAAGCUGUUGCUGACGAUGAUACAGACCUUGUAUGCAAAAUUAUAAAAGUUGGUGCAAAUGUAAAUACACAGGACUGUGCUGGUUGGACUCCACUACAUGAAGCCAGUAUAGCAGGUUUUUAUAAGACAGCAAAUGAGCUUUUGAAAGCCGGAGCUGAUGUUAACUGUAAAGGAAGUGAACAAGUAACACCAAUACAGGAUGCAGUUAAAGAGGGCCAUUAUGAGGUGGCAGAGUUACUACUUUGGUAUGGAGCUGAUCCUUUACUCAAAAAUGAGAAGGGGAAGUGUGCCUUGGAUGAAGCCACUGAUCAGCAUAUGAGGAAACUACUUGAAAGUUAUAUAACUAAAUCUAGAAGACGUUCAACAUCAGCUAAAAAGGAUGUUGAGAGCACAUUAAAUGUUCAAAAAAUGAAUGACAGGAACCAGCUGGAAGUACAUUCAGGAAGAACAGUUCAGAAUUCAUAUGUUGGUAAUAAUAAUGCAUCAAAGCAAGGGUUUAUCAACUUUGAACAAAGUAGCAAAGAGAAUUCAAUAAGAAAUGUCAAAAGAUCCAUCACCCGAGGAUUUGAGGAUCAUAAAUUGUUGAAAGGAAGAAAAUUAAAAGAUACAAAACUGAUUCCAAAAAAGUCAGCAGGGACUGCAGAAAAGAUUGAAUCCAUUGAGAAUGUCUGUGAGUACAGGACAAAUAUAUCUCCUCCAGAUACAUCUAGAGACAAAACAAGAAACAGAAGCCACAAAAUAUAUGAUCCUCAGGUUGGACAUAGUAACAGUGGGUUUACAGUUAAUACCUCUUUCUCCAAAAGAAUAACUAGGUCCUCUGCACAUUGUAAUUAUAGUUCAGAUAACAUUUGUGAAGUGGGAGAAAAGCCCAGUAUACCCAAACAGAAAGAAAUGCAAAAAGAACAUGUCUUAUGUAAUAGCAAUACUUCAGUUUCAAAAGAAAAGGAAAAUACUUGUGAAAGCAACACACUAUCAAUAAUAAUGACAGACCAAGUAACUAGUUUACCGUGCACUGAAUCCUCAAAUUCUGUAGUAAAAGCAUUUACAGAGCAUUUUGAGAAUGCUGAGUUAACAGAAAUUGACCCUCACUCAGUACUUUCUUUGUGUGAAGAAAUCAGUGUACCUCUGGUGACUGCAGAGCAAUGUUUAAUGAAUCAAAAUAAUGAACACCAUUAUCUUAACUACAAUAAAGAUGGUAGCAUGAGUGACAAGAAUAUGAUUUCAGCUAAGAGAAUGAGUAGUAGCCACUCUUUUGAAGAAAACAUUUACAUUGAGAAUAAUGAAUUAUCAGACCAGUUUCUUUAUUCUGAAAACUCCAGAGAUCAAAUUAACGUUGAGAUCGAUAGAGACAGAAUUAAUGAGGCGGAACAAAGUUUAAAAUACUGUUUACCUCUUUUUAAAGAUAUUUCUUUACAGGGAAACCGAUUAGAAUCAGGAAAUCUAACUACAUUUUCAACACAGGGAACUCUAAACUUUACUGAUUCAGGCGAUACAGUCCUAGCUGAACGGUAUACUGAAAAUGAGAUUCAAAACAUUUAUAAAAAUAACUCUAAGGAUGUAGAUAAAUGUACUGUACAAACACUUCAAACAGGUACAGAAACACUUUCAUGGCAUGAAUUUCCAGCAGCUGUUAAUAGACUUAGUGAUUCUCAAAGUUCUGAGAAUUUUAGCAUCAGUGUGCCGAUUCCUUUUGCUCAUCAAACAGAUGAUGGAAUGAGGGUGGUGCUAAGUGAACAAGAGUGUACUGAAAGAUGCUGCACUGAAAUAAUUGAAAAUGAAAUGAAUUCCGAGAUUAACACAUCGACAGCUUUACAGCUACAUAAAAAAGAAGCAUUUCAAGUAAAAAGAAUGAGACAGAACUUUCAGGAAAUCACCUUAGACACAGAUUUAUAUUCCACUAAUUGUAUGAACAAGAAGUCACUUCAUCCAUCUCAGCUGGUCCAAGAAACAGAGCAGGAAUCUUCCCAAAAAUCAGAUGAGGGAAGGACAGCUGAGAGAAGUGGAGAGCAAAGCACUGGAAGAUGUUGCAUUGAGAGAAAUGAAGCUGAAAGGACAUCAAAGAAUAACACACCUAUAAUGUUACAAUUACUUGAAACAGAAACAAUCCAAACUAAAAGAAUAAGACAUGACCUUAAGGAGACCAGCCAAAAUACAGAUUUAUGUGCCAAUAACAGUAAUUCACCUAAUCUAUCACAAUUCAGUCAGACAGCAGAACAGGAAAUGUCUGAGCAAUUAGACUCUUUACUAUCUAGCAAAAAAGAGAUAAUAACUGCACCUACUCAGCCUACCCAUAUUACAAGAGCUGGGAUAAAAAAGAGAAAUGUCAAAGGGGAAAGUCGCUUGCACCUGGCUGCCAAGAAAGGAGAUUUAUCAUUAGUGAAAACUCUAAUAGCAUCUGGAGUAUGUGUGAAUCUAAAGGAUCAUGCAGGCUGGACAGCAAUUCAUGAAGCUUCCAACCGGGGAUUUACUGAGGUGAUCGUAGAGUUAUUAAAAGCUGGUGCUGAUGUUAAUAGCAAAAGUCUGGAUGGGACUUUGCCAAUACAUGAUGCUGUGUCUGGCGAUUAUUUCAAGGCAGUCAAAAUUCUACUACAUCAUGGAGCAAAUCCUAAUGAGAAGGAUAAGCAUGGGAAAAAUGCUUUGGCUGAAGCCUGCAGUGAUGAAAUGAGAGAAUUGCUUAAGUCUUAUGGUGCUACUGACAGUGAAGUUGCUUAUGAAACAACUGAGGUUACUGGCCCUAAAAGGUCAAGAAGACCAACACAUACUUGUUAUGAUUGCUGUAGAAAGGCUGAUGUUCCAUUGGUUUUGCACCAAGAUAUGACCAGAGAGAAAUGUGGCACACAUGAGUCCAUUAUUGCUACAUUACAAGAUAUAGAAAAGAAGCAGGAAAAACUGUUGCUGUUUGAAUUAAGAAACACAAAAGAUGAAGGACUGUAUAUUCAUGGCUUGUCGCAGAUACAAGACACUUUGAAUGAAGUGCUUGCCAAACAGAAAGCAGAAAGGGAUGUCCUAGCUAAAAAAUACAGGGCUUCAGUGGAAUCUUUUAAACAAGGACCAUUGAGGGAACAACUAGUUAAACUUGCCUCUAGGCAAAAGAGUCUUUUGAUUGUGGCACAAAACCAGAAAGAACUAGGCCAUAAAAUAAGAAACUAUAGGAAUGCAAAGCAAUGCAAUCUUUAUAGGCAAAGAAACAAAAUGAAAUCUUUAUGGGCAAAGAAACAAAUCUCAAACUCAGGUAUUUCUUAUGAAAGGGAUGACAGAGAUGAUCUGACUGUUGAUAAAAGAGUGCAUCAUGAUGUAGUUACAGUAAACAUGGAACCUUAUGCCAAAUUGACUAAUGGAAACCCUGUAGAAGGCACAUUUUCAGAUCAGGAAUACAGCCAACAUCCAAACAGCUGCUUGGAUGAGACAGGAGCAAAUGAAGAGACAAGUACAAGCAAAGAGGUUUCUUCCCAUGCUUUGACAUAUGAAAACAGGGUUAGAGAAUAUAUUUUUGAUAAUAUGUCAGGACCUAUAGAUACUACAGAAAUGAUAAUGUCGUCUUCAGAACCUAUUAUUUGCACUACUCAAACAAAGUGUUCACAGCAAGAACAAAAUAAUUAUAUAGCAAUUCCAGUACAAGUAAGCAAGUCACCAAAUCCCACUCCAGUAACCAGCUCAUUAAAUAUUUCAGAAGCUGAAAGCUUUGUUAUCACUAAUAAUACCCAUCAGUCAACCGCUGAUUGUCAGCAGGUUCCUACUGGUAAAACUCUGCAAAGAUAUGGACAUAGAAAUGAAGCUUCCCAGAAGCAAGCAAUAGUAGUGUCAGAAUCUGCAGAAAUCGCUCCUUUUACUCUUCAGCAAAAUAUCUUCCAAAAUAAUAGGAUUUCACAUAAUGCUACAGGUCUGGUGUCAUGUAUACCUUAUCCAGUAAACAUCAGUCAAAAUUCUUCUUCCCAGUAUUCCAAUAAUCAGGAUAGUGAACAACUGCAAUUGAACUGCAGAGGAAAUCGAAGGAGAAAAAAUCGACUGAAAGAUCUGCUUCAACUAGGAAAGAUUAAGCCAGGAGAAAAUGUUCUAGAAUUCAAACUGCAGGACUUCAGUCAUAAAGUCACUCUUUUGGAAGAUGGCAAAAUCAGAACGAGUGAUAAUAGAACUUACGGGAAUCCAGUUCAGUGGGUUAAAGCAGUGUUAGGAAAUGAUAUUUCUGUGAGCUGGAAGUAUGUGUGGAAUAAGGUCACAUACCUUGGAACAGAGCUGUCAAAAAUUGAAGAAGCAUGUAUUCCUAAUGAACCAGAAUUACCAUCACAACAAAAACAAUCUUCUGGGAUGAAUUUUGUAACACUGGACCCAGGCAGUUCCACGCAGUGCCACCUCAAUACCAGUAGCAAUUCCACCUUUCAGUGCUCCAGGGACUGUGAAGCAGACAAUAUGCUACAAAAUGUUCCACUACUUCCACAAAUAGAAGAAACAAGAAUACAACCAGCCCUUGAAAUAGAAGCUGUGGAAGUACCACUUAUGUUGAGAGAAUUAAGAAGUAAGACAUUUUCUUUGGUACUAGCUGAAUCAUCCUUCCAGUCAGAUUCUGUAAAAAGCUCCAUAAGCUUUCUUCAGUUAAAUGAAAUAGUAUUAAUAAAUGAUGAGGAAUUUCUUCCAUGUCAUAUAAUGGAUCAGCACUGGAAGUUCUAUAUGGAGUGUGAGAACUUUGGAUUUUAGUGACUCUUCUGAUUUAUAACAGUUUUUCUUCAUAAUCAGUUAAGAGUAAACCUUUUUCUAAUUAAAUUGCCUUGUUAUUAGCAUUUAAUCAGCUUCCUUAGCCUGGUAGUCUGAAUGUGAACCAGAUAAACUAAAGUAUUACCCAUUUGCAGCAGUUGAAGAUAAUUGUCAGUGCUGAACUCAUGUUUUGUUUUACUACUAACACAAGGGAAUGUAGAGGCAAAGCCUUAGUGUAAGUGAGUGCAACUCCACUGACUUCCGUGGCAUUGUAUCUGCUUAUAUAAGGGCAAAAUAUAUCCUCCCUUGGCCAGAUAAAAGCAGCACGUCCAGUCACUUUUGCAUCUAGCCUUAGAGGUAGUUUGCUUGAGCGCAUGACACCCUAAGUGACUGCAAAAGUUCAUGUACCAAUAUAAUCAAUUUUGUUAAGCACAAAUUAAGAUAAGCAACUUUUAAAAUAGUUGAUUGCUUUGCUUUACAUGACCUAGAAAUAUAUAAACAUUUCUAAAAGAUGGCUUUUCUUUUUGUAAGGGGGAUGCAGGAGGGUGGUUAAAAGCAAACCUGAAGUUAAAAAACACUUGAAGUUCUCAAAUGGGGAGUUUCCCUGAUUGUCAUUUCAAACUGAAUAUAUAUCUGAUAAUGUAAGCAGUAGUGCAUGGAAGUGAGUGCAGUGAGGUCAUUUAUUGGUCAUGUUUUUUUAAUUGAAGAGCAGCUCCUAAAUUCAUUCCAGCUUCCUGUGGAUUUGUAUUUGUUUUAAUUUUAAAAUGUCUGAGUCUUCCCCUAUUAUAGAACGUUUGACUAUUACCACGACAAUGAUCUGCAGUCACACUGAACUUUUAUCUUUCACUCCCUGGAUUACAAGAAAUAGGAAAAAAAUGCAAAAGGUAAAUACUUAGAACUCCAGAGAAUGGAUCAGAAUGAGAUACCAAAGCAAAAAUAUGGCAGCCUGUAAUGGUUAUUUGGGGUGUGCAUUAACUGUCUUGAGGGGAGUUGAGUACUGCCUUAGGCAAAAGGAGACCAUAAGGGCAUGAUACAGGGGAAGGAGAGGGAUGCUUCUAAUGGGGAGUAUGUUAAUAUUGUGCCCUGUCAUGCAUUAGUAGUCAUUGUUCACUGAUAAGGCCUCAGAGAUGGGGGAAAAAAUACAAACCAUCAUGAAGCCAAAAAGCUAAAGGCUUUUGAGUAGUAUAUAUUUAAUAAAGGUCUGUUUCUACAUAUAAAAAAUAGAACCCGUUUUUCUUAGCUGCUACAAUAGAAAAAUUGGUUUGAAGUUAAUAGUUACUGAAUAUUGUUCAUGUCUUCUUUAGAGGAGGCUACAAUCUUAUUUAAAAAUGAUCUUUGAUCAUCAGAUCUACUGUAUUGUUUGUCUGUUUAGAAUGUGUUCUAUGUUAUAAGGUAUUUAAUAAAAUUGUUACCCUUAACUAUAAGAUCUUGCCAGUAUCACUUUCUUUGUCAGUAU
Molecule: messenger RNA, 7788 nt
Organism: Pelodiscus sinensis (Chinese soft-shelled turtle)
Lineage: Eukaryota; Metazoa; Chordata; Testudines; Trionychidae
Source: RefSeq, a predicted model, not a curated record